GAUGCUUUUGGUAUUGUUUUUGAGUACAGCUGAUUUUUUAUUAACAUUUUCCUUCAUAACACUCAGAAAUCAUUAACAAUUAUUUGCUUAUUCAUUUGAUGUGGGUUUUUUGGUUCUUCCCCCCCCCCCCCUUUGGUUGGUUCUUUUUGUUGCUUCCUUUUAACAUUGGUCAUGUUUCACCCUCUUUUUUUUUUCAUCCCCCUGUCUGCAAUCAACUUCUUCAUGCCACUAAAGGCUGGGCACAGAUUGGUGUUGGUGUUAGGAGACCUGCACAUCCCCCACCGGUGCAACAGUUUGCCGGCCAAGUUCAAAAAGCUGCUGGUGCCCGGGAAGAUUCAGCACAUCCUCUGCACCGGGAACCUCUGCACCAAGGAGAGCUAUGACUACCUCAAGACCCUGGCCGGCGACGUCCACGUCACCAGGGGAGACUUCGAUGAGAAUCUGAAUUAUCCAGAACAGAAAGUUGUGACUGUUGGGCAGUUCAAAAUUGGCUUGAUCCAUGGACAUCAAGUUAUUCCAUGGGGAGAUAUGGCCAGCCUAGCCCUGCUACAGCGGCAGUUUGAUGUGGACAUUCUCAUCUCUGGACACACGCACAAAUUUGAAGCAUUUGAGCAUGAAAAUAAAUUCUAUAUUAACCCAGGUUCUGCUACUGGGGCAUAUAAUGCCUUGGAAACAAGCAUCAUUCCCUCGUUUGUGCUGAUGGACAUCCAGGCGUCUACAGUGGUCACCUACGUGUACCAGCUCAUUGGAGACGACGUCAAAGUAGAACGGAUUGAAUACAAAAAAUCUUAAAAUCAGGCCUAUCUUGAUUUUUCUUUCCUUUUUUUUUCAUUGCUCUGUUUAAAGCAAGUAAUUAAACUCUUAAAAGCCACGCAAUUGUAUGACUUCUAUAAUAUUUUUCACUAAAAUAUAACUUGUCUUCUGUUACUAUGUAA
Messenger RNA from Ochotona princeps (American pika), 935 nucleotides. It is a transcript of the gene VPS29, whose product is annotated as VPS29 retromer complex component. Lineage: Eukaryota; Metazoa; Chordata; Mammalia; Lagomorpha; Ochotonidae. Gene Ontology annotation, cellular component: retromer complex; endosome. The record is from RefSeq and is a predicted model, not a curated record. Bases 172 to 792 code for a protein of 206 amino acids. Gene Ontology annotation, biological process: retrograde transport, endosome to Golgi; intracellular protein transport. The transcript is spliced from 4 exons.